UUUGAUGCAGACUUUUUCUGAACUUUCAUUCCUAAAAAUUAAUUCAUGAAUAAUUUGAUAAUGAAUAGAAACAUUCUUUUAUUAAUUUUAGUCAUACUUUUCUUGGCAUCGACUAUUACAGCCGAUGUAUACCGCAAACUUCAUAAACGUCAUAAACUUACUAAAAUUAUUCCUACUCCCCGCCCUAGUUACUAUCAAAUUAAUAAUGAAAAGAAGCAUCAAAAAAGAUAUGGUCAUAAACGUUACGAAAAUGUUGUUCCUUGUACACCUACAACUGCAAUGUGUUUUACGUUAACGCCAACACCUCUUGUCUGCACACCUUCAGGUGGUAGUUGUGAAAUGGCAAAUCCAGAAGCGUGCUGUUCUAAGGGGUGUGCACGACAAACUGAUGGCACUUUUGCCUGCUGUGAAAGAACUGGAGAUGUUUUUAACUGUAAUAUAAAAUAAAUAUCUUAUCAUACCUAUCAUAUCUUCAUGGCUUCAUUCCAGUUGGCCUUGCCUUUUGGACUAAUGAACUAAUGAAUAAUUGAACAAUAUAGACAACUAUUGAAUUAUUAGAUUAUUAGAUUAUUGGAUUAUUGGACUUCGUUUCAAAUAUAAUUAUUUUAAAUUUUUUAAAAGUAUUAAAAAAACUUUAAUUAUUA
Messenger RNA from Rhizophagus irregularis DAOM 181602=DAOM 197198, 644 nucleotides. RefSeq lists its product as uncharacterized. The record is from RefSeq and is a predicted model, not a curated record. Lineage: Eukaryota; Fungi; Glomeromycota; Glomeromycetes; Glomerales; Glomeraceae.